Trichomonas vaginalis G3 is the source of this 402-nucleotide messenger RNA. RefSeq lists its product as uncharacterized. Bases 1 to 402 code for a protein of 133 amino acids. The record is from RefSeq and is a predicted model, not a curated record. NCBI's taxonomy places the organism in Eukaryota, Parabasalia, Trichomonadida, Trichomonadidae. The transcript has a single exon.
AUGAACCAAACAGUUCAAAUGUAUAGUGCUGAAAUCGCUAAGAAAAACCAGAGAAUUCAUGAAUUAGAAAAUCAAUAUCAAUCUUUGCAACAACAAUGUUCUUGGAUUUAUAUUAAUCAAAAUGAAUUACAACAGAAAAUAAAUGAGUGCAAUAGUUUGAAGGAACAAAAUAUGAGACUCUCAGACUCCGCAAAUUAUUAUAAUUUUCAAUUAAAUUUGACAAAACAAGCUCUUGAAAAAAUUCGCAUUGAAAAUGAAAAUUUAACCAAUAACCUUAAUAGAAUUCAGCAACAACUUCGUGAAAAAACAGAAGAAAAUCAAAAAAUUUUAUCGACCAAUGAAACAUUGAAAGUAGCAUUCAAAGACCUUAUAGCCAAGAUAAAUAACUGUAAAUCUUAUUGA